CUUUUCAGCCACGAAAAGCUGCAUACUAAGCUGGUUUGACACCUGACCUAUCCAGUCUCCAUGAUGCUGGGUCCUGAGGGAGGUGAAGGAUUUGUGGUCAAGCUCCGCGGCUUGCCGUGGUCUUGCUCUAUUGAGGAUGUGCAGAAUUUCCUCUCUGAAUGCAAAAUUCAUGAUGGCGUAGCAGGUGUUCAUUUCAUCUACACCAGAGAAGGCAGACAGAGUGGUGAGGCUUUUGUUGAACUUGAAUCAGAAGACGAUGUAAAAAUGGCUCUGAAGAAAGACAGAGAAAGCAUGGGGCAUCGCUAUAUUGAGGUAUUCAAGUCCCACAGAACCGAAAUGGAUUGGGUGUUGAAGCACAGUGGUCCAAACAGUGCCGACAGUGCCAAUGAUGGCUUUGUGCGCCUUCGAGGACUCCCAUUUGGAUGCACAAAGGAAGAAAUUGUUCAGUUCUUCUCAGGGUUGGAAAUCAUGCCAAAUGGGAUCACUUUGCCAGUGGACCCUGAGGGCAAGAUUACAGGGGAGGCCUUCGUGCAGUUUGCUUCACAGGAGUUAGCUGAGAAGGCACUAGGGAAGCACAAGGAAAGAAUAGGGCACAGGUAUAUUGAAGUGUUCAAAAGCAGUCAGGAAGAAGUGAGAUCAUACUCUGAUCCCCCGCUGAAGUUCAUGUCUGUUCAGCGGCCAGGGCCCUAUGACAGGCCUGGCACUGCCCGGAGAUAUAUUGGCAUUGUCAAACAAGCAGGCUUUGACAGGAUGAGGUCUGGGGCCUAUAGCACAGGCUAUGGGGGCUAUGAGGAGUAUAGUGGCCUCAGCGACAGCUAUGGUUUCACCACUGAUCUGUUUGGAAGAGAUCUCAGUUACUGUCUGUCAGGAAUGUAUGACCACAGAUACGGAGACAGUGAGUUCGCUGUCCAGAGCACAACCGGACACUGUGUCCACAUGAGGGGGCUACCUUACAAAGCGACCGAGAAUGACAUUUAUAACUUCUUCUCUCCACUCAACCCUGUGAGAGUUCAUAUUGAGAUUGGCCCUGAUGGAAGAGUGACCGGUGAAGCAGAUGUUGAGUUUGCCACUCAUGAAGAAGCUGUGGCCGCCAUGUCAAAAGACAGAGCCAACAUGCAACACAGAUACAUAGAGCUCUUCUUGAAUUCAACCACUGGGUCCAGCAAUGGGGCUUACAGUAGCCAAAUGAUGCAGGGCAUGGGGGUGUCAACCCAAUCCACUUACACUGGCCUCGAGAGCCAGUCGGUGAGUGGCUGUUAUGGGGCUGGCUAUAGCGGUCAGCAGAACAACAUGGGUGGAUAUGACUAGUUUUCUAGAAACAUUUGAGUUAUUUCAAUCAAAUUUUCACAGGCAGCCAACAAGAAGUGGAGAGCAGUUAUUACAUAGAGAAGCUGUGGGACCCAUUUUGCACCAUGAGUUUGUGAAAUCUGGAUUAAAAAAAAAAUUACCUCUUCAGUGUUUUCUCAUGCAAACUUUCUUCUAGCAUGUGAUAAAGAUAUUGAGUAAACUAUAAGAAACUAUUUUCAGCUUUUCUCAAUUAACGUUUUGGU
Messenger RNA from Orycteropus afer afer, 1550 nucleotides. RefSeq names its product heterogeneous nuclear ribonucleoprotein F (gene HNRNPF). Gene Ontology annotation, cellular component: nucleoplasm; ribonucleoprotein complex. Gene Ontology annotation, biological process: regulation of RNA splicing. Gene Ontology annotation, molecular function: RNA binding. Lineage: Eukaryota; Metazoa; Chordata; Mammalia; Tubulidentata; Orycteropodidae. The record is from RefSeq and is a predicted model, not a curated record.